Molecule: messenger RNA, 789 nt
Organism: Metarhizium brunneum ARSEF 3297
Lineage: Eukaryota; Fungi; Ascomycota; Sordariomycetes; Hypocreales; Clavicipitaceae
Product: Short-chain dehydrogenase/reductase tropE
Biological process (GO): secondary metabolic process
Cellular component (GO): cytoplasm
Molecular function (GO): oxidoreductase activity
Source: RefSeq, a predicted model, not a curated record
AUGGCGACGACAAAAGCGAGCCGCGCGGCCAACGGCACCGUGCCGCAGCGCGUCAUCCUCGUCACCGGCGCCAACUCUGGCAUCGGCUACGACAUGACGGCCGCCCUCGUGGCCUCCCCCGAGAACCACGUCAUCAUGGGCUGCCGCAACUACGAGCGAGGCACGAGGGCGCUGCAGCAGCUGCACGCCCAGCCUCACGCGGGCUCCCUCAGCCUCCUCGAGGUGGACAUCACCGACGACCAGAGCAUCGGCCUGGCCGUGGACAAGCUGGCCGCCGAGUAUGCCGUCGUCGACGUGCUCAUCAACAACGCCGGCGUCGUCAUGCGCAACUUUCCCGACCGCCGCUCCGAGAUCCUCGACACCAUGAACACCAACUCGGUCGCCCACCUCGUCUUCACCGAGGCCCUGGUGCCGCUGCUGCAAAAGUCGGCCGACCCCCGCAUCAUCAACGUCUCGUCGGCGCUGGGCUCCAUCCACGCCCGUCUCGACCCGCGCGAUCCCGCCUACGGCAUCGCCUCCGAGGCCUACCGCAUGUCCAAGGCCGCGCUCAACAUGGCCACGGCCUGCAUGUAUGCCACCUACAAGGUUUGGGGGGCCAAGGUAUGGGCCUACUGCCCGGGACAUGUCAUUACCAACUUGACUGGCGAAGGGGACAGGGGGGUGAGAGCACCUGCCGGCGCUGCGAGUUCGACCUCGAGCGCCGCCGGCAUCGUCGAGAUUGUACAAGGGAGGAGAGACGAUGACGUGGGCCAGUUUUUGCAGAUGGGUGGAAGGAUAUUACAAUGGUAG